AUGUCGAGUUCCAGGACUGCUGCCGGCUUGCAGUCGUCGAACUCGCUGCCGCAUCUGAGUGGACAGGCACUGGAAUCGCACAACACCUCCACCACUUCUCACGGAAGCAAACGACGAGCUGCCAAUCGCCCAGUACCGUCGCCACUACAGGAAUCUGUCUCUGCUAGGUCCAACUCGGAUGCCAGUGGUGGGCUGCGUAGUCCGGGCGCGCCGAACGAUUACGCACGAAACGCCUUUCGAUCACAGGAACAGGUCCUUACCACCUACACCGGCUUGCCAGCCGAUCGCGCGAGGGCGCCCGCCAAGAAGGCCCCUACAUCACCCGCCAUCGAGAGCUUUCGCAACUUCGUGACUGCCGACGCCUUGAAGGAGGAGGCCCAGGCGAGAGCUGCAACAACAUCUGCUUCUGCAAGUAGCCAGUCACGAAACGUCUCUGCUCCUGCACAGCACUCUCCGCCCUCGUCGCCAACCAUGAUCUCCGCACAGCUUACGAGACCUUCACAUCAUGCCGAGUUGCGCUCUAUAGACGGUCGAACCACGAUGCCGCGCACCACCUCGAUAGAUUCGACAGUGUCUACCGGAUCGACGGCCAAUGCAAGCCUGCACAAGUCACACGGGAGCAGCUCGUCAUAUAGGGUAUCGCACGAGUCCACAGCGCCUGAGGAUGUGGCUGCUCUGAUCGCAACGGCGGGUUCCGCGGAAGCAGCGAUACAGAAGCUGUUGAACGACAAGAAUCAGGCAGCGUCACAUAAUGCACAGCUAUGGAGACUAGUGGAGAAGCAAAGAGCAAUGAUAUUGGGUCUGAACAAGGAUUUGGAGAAGACAUUGAAGGACAAGGAGAGGUAUAGGAGGAAGGUGAAGGAAAGUUUGGCUGCAUCGCAGUCAGCACCAAUCCUGCCCACCAACAUUCAAGCUGUGGAGGGGCUGGAGACUCGGGAGAGCAGUCAAUCGCCGGCACUUCAGGAGUCUGGGUCAGAGGUAGGGAUGGUGUCUGGAGGCAUGAGUGGAGUGAGCCUCGAUGGUCGCAAGAUUAGCGACGCCUCAGAUGUGAUCUCGCUAGGUCCAGGACGAUCGGACACACCGCAAAAUCCUCCAUCAUCUGGCACGCUGCCAUCUUCCCCACACUCUGCCGGUAGUGCCGGGAGUGGGAGCAUGAUGGCACGCGACAUUUUCUACCAGAAUAGCACGCGACGGCCUGAGGAGACGAUGUCUCGACCGACACCAAAUCCGAUCAAUACGUCACGAAUACUCGAGGCGUCGACGCAGAACGCUGUAUCUCCCAAGACACCCCAGCCACUCAAUGCAUACACGAACGGACCUUCACUGUCUAGCCCGAAGACAGCAAACAGGAAAGCGCCCCCUGCGCCCUUGCAACUAUCGCCGAAGGCUGUCGGACCUGUUGCGAGCAUAGCCAAUAAUAUCGUUGAUGCAUCUGAUUCGGAGUAUGAGGAUGAUCCGGAUAGUGCGCGUGAUGAGUACAACUCUCGUGGUCGUAGGAGAACACGCGAGGAGGAUGACGCGGAACGAGAAGAAGUCGCGAGGCAGGAAGACGAAUAUCGAAGUCAGUCCAACAAAAAGAAGAGCAAAAGCAAACCUCCUACGGAACAUGGUGAGGUCGCGUCUGGCUUGAGUGUCUUUAAUGUUUCGCAGCAGGCUGUAGUACCACCUGCGGCUAUUCAGACUGCCCAAACUCAGCUGUAUCAGUCAACGGCUGAUCCAGCUGCGAUGCUAAGACAACGGUCUGUCUCGGACGCACGCAAUGCACUGCCGAAGAGUAUAACGGCGCCGGCGCUGAUGAGUCCCGGCCUGCCCAUGAGUCCACGACCCAUUGACAAGCCACUCAACUCACCCAUGCCACGCGCACCAAAGACUGGCAUCAGCACGAUACCCAUGUCGCCGAGAGUCGGCUUACCGCUAUCACCCAGAGCGCCGAGACAGCCUCUGCCGAUGCCUCCUCAGACACCACUUACAUUCGCGUCGCCACACUUGGCGCGAGCUGAGAUGUAUCAUCAGCAGGCACAAUCUCAGCAAGCUUCUAUUGCGGAUCGGUUGCAGCCAUCACCUGAGCCCAGCCUAGAACACAGUAGGCCCUCGACGUCUUCGGAUCCUAAUCCCAAGUCGCCAGGUGAAGUAUACAGCGGUCUCGUGGUCGAGCAGUACCCUGAUUUGCUAUUACCUCCCAACGCGCUACCUUCGAUCUACAUCAGGACCUCCUCAUCACGAAUGAAGCCUUCACGGCAGAGCUACCUGGCGCCAAAACUCACUGAUAACGAGAGCCCAGUCAUCACUCUUGCUGUACACGAACGGUCGGAUCGGAAGCAACUGUGGCGUGUGGAGAAGACAGUGGCUUCAUUGGUCUUGCUAGAUACGCAGAUCAAGCAUGUCUCUUCCUUCCGGGACAGGCUACCCGAUAAGACUUUGUUUGCUGGUCAUUCCCCGGUGAAGAUCGACGCUCGCCGGACCGCCAUUGACGUCUAUUUCGAGCGGAUGCUGGAUUCUUUGGAGACCGAAACAGCCGCGAAGGUGCUAUGUAAGUUCUUGUCGACCGAUGCUAUGGGCGCGGAAGGUGGAGACUACUUUGGCGCCGCUGUCGAUGCUAGACCAGACACACCUGUUGCUAAAGGGCGUACGCAGAAAGCUGGAUAUCUGACCAAGCGCGGCAAGAACUUUGGCGGGUGGAAAGCACGAUACUUCGUGCUGGAUGGUCCAAAUCUCAAAUACUUUGAGGCACCAGGGGGUGCACAUCUGGGAUCGAUCAAGUUGAUCAAUGCCCAGAUUGGCAAGCAAUCAGCACAGACCAACGCUGCGCCACAAGAAGACGAAGAGAAUCAAUUCAGGCAUGCUUUCUUAGUACUGGAGCCGAAGAAGAAAGACAUGUCGAGUCUGGUUAGGCAUGUCCUCUGUGCUGAAAGCGACGAGGAGCGAGAUGCAUGGGUCGAUGCACUAUUGCAGUAUGUCGAUUUCAAGGAGGGGGAGGACGACGCGGCAAAGGGCAUGCAGUCUGUGAGGCCUGACAACACCAGUGCGAAGAGCCCAAGACUACAGAAGUCGCUCAAUGAUUUGCGACCACCGUCACGGUCUAGAGAAAUUCCGCAUCAAAUGCCAGAUCAUGUUCGAUCGGUCAACUACAACGAUACCACAGCUGGAGACGCCCCUGUUAUUGGUGGCCAAAGUCAGCCAAAUCGCAAGACCGACACGCCCUCGCCACCAGCCGAGAAUGGAUACUUGGCUCUGCACGAACAUACGCAGCAACAUGGAAAUCCUACGAUCUCUGGUCCGACCAAUCUGCAAGUCAUCUCGAGCGGUAGUGAUUGGGGUAUGAAAAUGCCACCUACGCCUCAGGCCAAAGAACAUAACACCAAGGACAAGAAGCGUAGCAUGUUUGCGGCAUUCCGAGGUCGUUCAUCGUCUGAUUUGGCACCUGGCUUGAUGUCGCCUGCUCAUCCACCGGAUCAUCGUGGCAACGGCGCUGGCCGUGCUGUCUUUGGUGUACCCUUGGCCGAAGCCGUGGCUGCCGCACAUCCUGCUGGAGUCAGUACGCACCUCCCGGCUGUUGUGUAUCGCUGCAUCGAGUACUUGACGAUCAAGGAAGCUCGCAAGGAGGAAGGCAUCUUCCGUUUGUCUGGCUCGAACACUAUCAUUAAGUCGCUGAAAGAUCGCUUCAACAAUGAGGGUGAUGUCAAUCUUGCGGCUGACGAGCAGUAUUACGAUGUCCACGCUGUGGCCGGCCUGCUCAAACUCUACCUGCGUGAGUUGCCGGCUAGCAUUCUUACCCGAGAUCUGCACCUAGAGUUCCUGUCGUGCUUAGAGCUGCACGGCAAGGACAAAGUGGUGGCGCUCAACAUACUGGUUAACAAAUUACCGAAGGCCAAUCGUGUCUUGCUGGAGGCGUUGUCGGCGUUCUUGCUUUCUAUUGUCAGCAAUGCGGACACUAACAAGAUGAAUGUUCGCAAUGUUGGCAUCGUCUUCGCACCCACACUUAACGUCCCAGCGCCAUUGAUCUCCAUCUUCGUCGAAGACGGCGCCGAUAUCUUCGGUCUCGCCCUAGACGAAGCGGAGUCACCUCGUUCAGCGACAGAGCCAGCGCCGACACAGAUGACAUCGACAGAUCUCCGCUCGCCACGUAAGCAGAUGUUCUCUGAUCUUCCAACACCAGCGUACAACCAAACUACUUUCCACCACAACACUGGUGUGUCGCACGGCGACACGGGCAUGAUACCCAUACAGCCUAGCUACGCAAGCUACCAGAUGGCACCACAAGGCGAAGGUAAUUUCGGAAGCAUAAACGACGCUUUACGAUCGCCUGGCUUGUACAGCACGAAUCCGAGUAAUGGUGUCCCCACACCACGAGAGGUCAAGACGAAGAGACGUGAGAGUGCAUUGAACUUCCUUAAUCCUUCUUCUUCCAGUGGUCCGCAGAAGAAGACCAGUAUGUCCCGACUGCGAGAGCAGCAGGAGGGUGCGAGGUUUUGA
Recurvomyces mirabilis is the source of this 4473-nucleotide messenger RNA. RefSeq names its product Rho GTPase activating protein (gene BEM3). Bases 1 to 4473 code for a protein of 1490 amino acids. The record is from RefSeq and is a predicted model, not a curated record. Gene Ontology annotation, biological process: regulation of GTPase activity; signal transduction. NCBI's taxonomy places the organism in Eukaryota, Fungi, Ascomycota, Dothideomycetes, Mycosphaerellales, Teratosphaeriaceae. The transcript has 2 exons. Gene Ontology annotation, cellular component: cytoplasm.